Onychomys torridus (southern grasshopper mouse) is the source of this 2351-nucleotide messenger RNA. It is a transcript of the gene Th, whose product is annotated as tyrosine hydroxylase. Lineage: Eukaryota; Metazoa; Chordata; Mammalia; Rodentia; Cricetidae. Gene Ontology annotation, molecular function: iron ion binding; tyrosine 3-monooxygenase activity. The transcript has 16 exons. Gene Ontology annotation, biological process: response to hypoxia; dopamine biosynthetic process from tyrosine; heart development. Gene Ontology annotation, cellular component: cytoplasm; perikaryon; axon. Bases 381 to 2078 code for a protein of 565 amino acids. The record is from RefSeq and is a predicted model, not a curated record.
UAUCAUGAUGACAUCCUGUUGGCUAGGACUAACAGAUGGACACUUGGCUCUGUAACCUGUCCCUAGACAUCCCUCCCCACCCUGCACUGGUUGGACUCUGGCUAUUGGUCCCCUCAUCUGGAAGGACCACUCUGACCUAGGCACACAGACAUGUGACUCAAAGCCAGCUCUCAAUGGGAGCUCACAGAAGGGCCCCCCAUCUCUCAGCAGAUGCAGGGUUCUUUGGAAGGACCAGAGCUCCUGAGAGCUACCGUGGUGGUUCCCAGGAACCCACUGUGAAGAUAAGGAGACUGAGUCCUAAGAAUGGGUUCAUCUGAAAGUGGAGAGGAACUCCUCUGCAGGCCCUGGUGUGAAUCUUCACGCAAAGGUCUCAGCCUGAAAUGUGGAAAUGGCUGAACAGAAGCUGCCUGGCUUUUGAACACCAGUUAGUCCCUGUCCUCAUGUCGUGCCUCGGGCUGAGGGUGAUUCAGAGGCAAGUGCCUGUGACAGUGGAUGCAAUUAGAUCUAAUGGGACGGAGGCCUUUCACGUCGCCCUCGCUCUAUGCCCACCCCCGCCUCCCUCAGGCGCAGCAGGCGUGGAGAGGAUGCGCAGGAGCGCCUCCUCGCCACAGCCCAAGGGCUUCAGAAGGGCCGUCUCGGAGCAGGAUGCCAAGCAGGUUGAAGCCAUCAUGUCCCCAAGGUUCAUCGGGCGGCGGCAGAGUCUCAUCGAGGAUGCUCGGAAAGAGAGAGAGGCAGCUGCAGCUGCAGCGGCGGCAGCAGCAGCCUCCUCAGAACCUGGGAACCCCCUGGAGGCGGUGGUAUUUGAGGAGCAGGAUGGGAAGGCUGUUCUUAACCUGCUCUUCUCCCUGAGGGGCACAAAACCCUCCUCACUGUCUCGGGCUGUGAAAGUAUUUGAGACAUUUGAAGCCAAAAUCCACCACUUAGAGACCCGGCCUGCCCAGAAGCCACUGGCAGGAAGUCCCCACCUGGAGUACUUUGUGCGCUUCGAGGUGCCCAGUGGAGACCUGGCCGCCCUCCUCAGUUCUGUGCGUCGGGUGUCUGAUGACGUGCGCAGUGCCAGAGAGGACAAGGUUCCCUGGUUCCCAAGGAAAGUGUCAGAAUUGGACAAGUGUCACCACCUGGUCACCAAAUUUGACCCUGACCUGGAUCUGGACCAUCCGGGCUUCUCUGACCAGGUUUACCGCCAGCGCCGGAAGCUGAUUGCAGAGAUUGCCUUCCAGUACAAGCAGGGUGAACCAAUUCCCCAUGUGGAGUACACUGCGGAGGAAAUUGCUACCUGGAAGGAAGUCUAUGCCACACUGAAGGGCCUCUAUGCUACCCACGCCUGCCGGGAGCACCUAGAGGCUUUCCAGCUUCUGGAACGGUACUGCGGCUACCGAGAGGACAGCAUCCCGCAGCUGGAGGACGUGUCCCGCUUCUUGAAGGAACGGACUGGCUUCCAGCUGCGACCCGUGGCCGGCCUACUGUCUGCCCGUGAUUUUCUGGCCAGCCUGGCCUUCCGUGUGUUUCAAUGCACACAGUACAUCCGCCAUGCCUCCUCGCCCAUGCACUCACCUGAGCCGGACUGCUGCCACGAGCUGUUGGGACAUGUACCAAUGUUGGCUGACCGCACAUUUGCCCAAUUCUCCCAGGACAUUGGACUUGCCUCUCUGGGGGCCUCAGAUGAAGAAAUUGAGAAACUCUCUACGGUGUACUGGUUCACUGUGGAGUUUGGGCUGUGCAAACAGAACGGGGAACUGAAGGCUUACGGUGCAGGGCUGUUGUCCUCCUAUGGAGAGCUCCUGCACUCCCUGUCAGAAGAGCCUGAGGUCCGUGCCUUUGACCCAGACGCGGCCGCCGUGCAGCCCUACCAAGACCAGACCUACCAGCCGGUGUACUUUGUGUCUGAGAGCUUCAGUGAUGCCAAGGACAAGCUCAGGAACUACGCCUCCCGUAUCCAGCGCCCAUUCUCUGUGAAGUUUGACCCAUACACACUGGCCGUUGAUAUACUGGACAGUCCUCAUACUAUCUGGCAUUCCUUGGAGGGGGUCCAGGAUGAGCUGCACACCUUGGCCCACGCACUGAAUGCCAUUAGCUAAAUGCAUAGGGUACCAUCCACAGGUGCCAGGGGUCUUCCCUAAAGUCUCCAACCCUUCUUCAACCUUCCCCAGCCCAGAGGCUUUCCCAUGCAUGCAGCUGGGCCAUGGGUACCCCCAGAAUCUGCUUGUGCCCUUUGAAGGGCUCCCCCAAGGAACCUCACUGUUUCAGUCCCAUGUCUUACUACUGCACUCCAGGGUGGCCCUGCUCACCCUCUGCCCUUUGUGCUGUCCACCACCUGGUCAUUAGCUCAAUAAAGGAAGGAAAGGUCUCAA